Molecule: messenger RNA, 1038 nt
Organism: Penicillium pulvis
Lineage: Eukaryota; Fungi; Ascomycota; Eurotiomycetes; Eurotiales; Aspergillaceae
Exons: 2
Coding region: 1-1038 (345 amino acids)
Source: RefSeq, a predicted model, not a curated record
AUGGAAAACCAACCACCAACUUUGAAACGACUUGACUUCAGUACUUCCUUGUCUGUCCUCGAGAAUGACACCUGGCACAUUGAAGCCAGUUACAUUGCGGCGAUCAUGCCAAGCCUGCGCCAGGGGCAAGCGGCGAUGCGAUCAGCGAUGGCCUCGGUGUACUCGAAAGCGGCAAGAAAGCGCGCAAGCCCGGAUAAUCGCACGACAGGGACCAUAUCCUCGAUACGCCUCCCUUUGCGGCUGGAGAUCGCCAAAGAGUAUGACGGAGCAGCCAUCCGAUUUCUGGUGAAUGGACUGCGCGCAUUCACGAACAAAUUUGCCGAAACUUGCAAGACAACGUUUGUGCACCCAGAUCUCUACGCAUCGGGGCUUCCGGCGUCAAUCCGAGAAAUGCAGCUUCUUUGCAAAUUACAUGUUCAGGCCGAUCAUCAAAGACGCACUGGCGAACUUUUCCCACUUCUUCAAAGGCGGUCGGCUGAAUUGCAUCGUCGCUUCAAGCAAUCAUUGUCAUUCGACGAGCUCUUGGGCUGUUCGCAAGCUCUCCUUCUAGCGCAAUGCAUUCUCGCCCUGGACGGAGGUGGCGACCCAGACCAGUAUUCGGAGAAUAUAAGCGUCAUGCUUGACGGAAUUGCAAUACGAUUAUGGGAGCAGGCUCCCGUCCAACUUCCGCCAACACUCAGUCGACGACAUGCAUGGCUCAUGGCUGAGAGUGUUCGGCGCACCAUCAUUGUGAGCUUAAUGUUAAAGAGUGCAUAUUCACUUAAUACGAGGAAUUAUUCUGUUCGAACGCCUUUUGUCGAUGCUUUACCUUUUGAUGUGCGGACGAACUUGUGGGACGACGAUUCGGAUGCCACGUGGGCGGUUGAAGCGCCUGAAUCCCCCGAUUCUAUGAUUUCUUUACAUGGGUAUUCAGAUGCUUUGGAAAGUGGGCGUUUCCGCAAAGUUCCUCCCUUUGGCGCCUUGAUUUUAGCUGCAUGCAAAGGAAGAGAAAUUUCAUCAAUACCGUUCCCUCCGCCGGUUCCGUAUUAUGAGAGCUGA